Molecule: messenger RNA, 984 nt
Organism: Colletotrichum orchidophilum
Lineage: Eukaryota; Fungi; Ascomycota; Sordariomycetes; Glomerellales; Glomerellaceae
Product: RING-like domain-containing protein
Exons: 1
Coding region: 1-984 (327 amino acids)
Biological process (GO): DNA damage tolerance; double-strand break repair via homologous recombination
Cellular component (GO): Smc5-Smc6 complex; nucleus
Molecular function (GO): ubiquitin-protein transferase activity
Source: RefSeq, a predicted model, not a curated record
AUGAACAUCGUUCGAGAACACUACAAUGAUGGUAAUCGUGCCUUCCUUCAGGCCUUCCUGGCGCGGGGCACCCUCACAUUCGAAGACGCACAACCUAUCCUGGCCGGUAUCUUUACCAUCGAAGCCGAAGAUGGCGAGCCCGUCGCUGCCGACCAGGUCACAGCGGAGGACUUCGACUCCUACCUGGAAGCCGCAGCCGAAGGCGUCUCGUUCUUCGACUACGAAAUACGAAGCACGAUCCACCAAGUCACCAAGAAACGUGUCUACGCUCUCGUGAACACGACCUCAGACCCUAUGACACAGCUCGCGACCACAUACAAUGCCGAGCAGAUUGCUUUCACCAAGAGACUCCUAGACGCCAUGUUCGAGACGUACAACUCCCCGCGCAUGGAGCUGAUGAGCAUCACGGAGAUGCAGGCUAUCAAGCUUGCCCGCCCUCCACGACAAAACAACAAUAAUAAUGACGAGAACGGGGAACCCACGCAGACUCAAUCUUCCACGGAUAAGGGACUUAAGCAUAGCGAAGUGGAAGACAUGUUGGCAAAUCUGGUGAAUCAGGGCUGGCUAGAGAAGUCCAAGGAUGGGUUCUACAGCCUCAGCCCGAGAGCACUGCUCGAACUCAGGGCAUGGCUGAUCGACUCAUACAACGACCCCGACGCGGCCGCGCAAGAUUGGCAGCGCAUCAAGUUCUGCGAGGCAUGCAGGGAGAUCGUCACAGUCGGACAGAGGUGCGCGGAACGAGACUGCAAUGCGCGCCUACACAACACCUGCCAAGAAGCGUACUGGCGCACCCAGCGGAGUCACAAGUGCCCCAGGUGUUCAAAGGAUUGGGAUGGGGAGCAUUAUGUGGGAGAGCAGGCAAUGACUAGCACAGAGGCGUACCAAAGGGGCCAUCGGAAGAGUGGUGGGGGCAGAAAGAGCAACGCCGCAGACGGAGCCACGCACGAAAACGGGGAAGAGGAAGAAGACGAGGAUGAGGCAUGA